Varroa destructor (honeybee mite) is the source of this 3300-nucleotide messenger RNA. Its product is annotated as SEC14-like protein 2. Gene Ontology annotation, cellular component: cytoplasm. The record is from RefSeq and is a predicted model, not a curated record. Lineage: Eukaryota; Metazoa; Arthropoda; Arachnida; Mesostigmata; Varroidae.
ACACUACCGGUUGAACCAGUGGUAGAACGACCGCUGGCUGAGCGUCUAUCAAUGCAGCACCUGCGACUUCUCAAGCGACAACAACAACAACAACAGAAUCAAUUGAAGUUGUCGCGUGGACAACUGUUCGUCGUAGAAGUAACUUUUUUUUUUACUACGAAUCCAGUCGAAGCAGACGGCCUCUGCUCGUUCGAUACAAAGCAAUUGCUCUGUUUUUCCCAAUAAGCUACAAGUGUUUAGUCAUUCGCUUGAAGAUAGAACCGUUCGUCUAAUCGGGCUCACGUACUUAGCAGGCUCGAGCUGUCUUUUACUUCUGCUCCACCAACUGUUCAGUUCUCACUGCGAGUACUGAGCGAGCAAGUUUCAAAUCACACAUAAUGCCAAGUCUGUAAGCGUGUUUUUCUAACAGUAAAUUGACAAAGGCCGAGUAUCGAACCCCGAACAAGCCAGGGGCAUUGAAUGUGGCUCAAGCAUAUUGCAAUGUUGAACUGGUGUGAAACAGCUAUAGUCACGGUGUUACCUUUCUCUUAAGGAGCAGACAUUUGAUUAUGACGAUUUUGUGAAUUUUCGUGAUCUGUGUGAUAACAGUAAACUACGGAGACGACUUCGAAAGUUCGUUCAAGCAAAUGACAAAUACAACUCAAAGUAAUCUAUGUAACUUGUGCGCGUCUAACAGCCAGAUUAAGUUCGUAUCUCGAUUGGGGUUCCCAUAGUGUUUGCUUCAAAGCGUUCUAGGACAGAUUUUGGCCCUUUACAAUUAAGAAAUCAGAAUGAGUGGAGUGGUGGGAGACCUUUCGCCUGAGCAGGAAAAGAGCCUAGCAGAGUUCCGUGAUCGCUGCGCGGAUGUGUGGCAGGACAGUUUCGAUGACUACUUUGCCUUACGGUGGCUUCGAGCAAGGAACUUCUUAGUUGACAAGGCGGAGUAUAUGCUUCGACGGCACCUUAUUUACCGCGACAAGAUAGACAUGGACAAUAUCACCAAGUGGUACAAGCCACCCGAGGUGCUGGAAAAGUAUACCCCCGGGGGCAUCACUGGUCAUGACCAUGAGGGCUGUCCCGUGUGGGUAUUCUGCGCUGGCGACUUCGACAUGCGUGGAAUGUUAGAAUGCUUGACCCCGAGGGAACUUACGAACCAUAUAAUUUACCUAUUGGAGCUUUGUAAUGAGGAUAUGCAUCAGCAGAGUGUCAAGUUAAAUCGUAAGGUCGAACGUCGCGUCUUUGUGGUGGACUUUUCAACAUUCAGCAUGAAACAGAUUGUUUCAAAGGUGGUCCGCAGGUUCAUCGGGCGAGCAGUAUUCAUCUAUGAGAGUAAUUAUCCAGAAACGCUAAAGAAGGCCUACAUAGUAAAUGCACCUUCGUUCUUUCCGCUUUGUUGGAAAAUCCUGCGACCACUCCUGUCCGAUUGCACCGCGAGUAAAGUCGAGAUUUUUGGAAAAGAUGGCUGGAAAGAAGAGAUUUUUAAGACUAUGGAUAAGGACCAGGUGCCUGCUUAUUUUGGCGGUACACUAGUCGGCCCAACUGGUUGUCCUAAAUGCUCAGAAUGGUUAUCACAGGGGGGACUUAUUCCCGAAAAAUUUUACCGACAAAAUUCAACUCUCAACGCGGAGAACUCGCAGACGAUUCGACUCGCGAAGCGAAGCUCUCAUAAAAUUGAGCUACGAGUUCAACAAGAUGGAAGCAUCAUUAAUUGGACGUUUAAAACAAACGGGCACGAUCUUGGAUACGCUCUCUGCAGAAGGCGCAAUGAUGGCUCGGUGGAGGAAUGUAUACCUUCAACUCGUGUAGACUGCCAUGUCCUCCCGGAAGAGGGCUUCUUCACGUGUACUGCACAGGGGCUCUAUAUCUUCAAGUUUGACAAUACGUACUCGUGGUUCACCGACAAAUUGGUCACAUUCGACGUGAACGUAGCGCUUCCCACUGAUGACUUCCAGAACAUAUGUGACACGAAGAACAUCGAUGAACCGCAAUUGGAGAACAAUACUACUCAGAUGACUCACGGCUAAUGAAUAAGUUCCAAUUGCUCAAAUACCAAACUAUUUGCUGCGCCUAUCUUUCAUGGAUGUUUAUAAGACAGCUCAUACUGGCUGUGGCCCCUGUGCUUUCAAAUUAGGCAUAUAUCCAGAAGGACAUAACGACAAAAUAGCACAUCUUCAAAUCUCUAUUCUAUUCGAUUAUUGAAAAUUACCUUUUCAUGUUUCGGAUUAGUGACGUAGUUAGCCCUACCACGAUUUAGAUACGUUUCUAAAGCUUCGAUGAACAAAAAUUUUCAGGAAAGCAACUACCGUCCAAGGUAAAUAUUGUUGUAGAACUCAGACUUGACUAAAUGCUUAACCAAUACAUUGCACGGAGACUUAAUCACGUCGGUAUCGAAGUAACCCUAAAAGUAUCAAUGAGCCCAGGUAACAGAGAAGCGAAACUUUACAUUAUGCAACAUAUGAUACGUAUAGGCGAUAACCGUGCAAAAGUGUUGUAAUUGUUAUAGUACUUAUGCGAUGUUCCAUUUGUAAGUUGACUGUUGUGGAGACAGCUUAAAUUUGAAUCAAUUUAGUGAAUACCUGGACAGCACUGCGUUAACGUGCGAUGAACAACCGUGGAAUUAAUCGAUAACGCGAUGAUAGUCUGCGUUAAAAGCUAUGGCUUAGCAAAGUACUAAAUACCGCAAUCACCGUGGAACGUUGUUGAUAGAAUAACUGUUCUAUUUGAACGCAACUAAAGCACAUCUUCAUAACGUCCAUACAUUAAAGGGUCCUUAGCCAUUUAUGACAGAGGAGGUUUCACAACCAGUGUAGACCUACGUUCAUUAUGAGGAACAUCAAUCAUAAAUACGUUGAAUACGAAUUUGCCACGGAAGACUCCCCGAUGGGAUACGGCAGUUUACACUAUAUAGCAUAAAGUAUUUUUCACCGAUACGGUUGUUGUCAGAACUAAUUGACCAAGGAAUAUAUACAAAUUAUAACAAAACAAUAAAGGCAUUCAUUAUCUAAACUCGAACAGGACGAUACGAUGAGAGCGUAGAUCGACAACAACAUCGAGGACUUCUCUAUAUCCUGGCUAUUUGAUCAUCACAAAGAUUAUCAACGACGUUACACUUCAAUUGCUCCUUUGUUUCUGAUUGAUUCACAAGCGGAAAAAAGUUAUAGCUUAGAGUUGAGGAAACCUAAGGCUGGCUCAUUUGCUGUCAUUUAAGCCAUCUCGCCAUCUACGACGGAUUGCCAUUUAAACAGGUACCAUCAGUUAUAAAGACUUAAAUACGUCCAUGUUCGUCUUGCUGCAUUCCACCCAAGUUCUUUGAUUUUAAUA